This is a messenger RNA of Chenopodium quinoa (quinoa), 1520 nucleotides long. RefSeq lists its product as uncharacterized. The transcript has 10 exons. Lineage: Eukaryota; Viridiplantae; Streptophyta; Magnoliopsida; Caryophyllales; Amaranthaceae. Bases 198 to 1253 code for a protein of 351 amino acids. The record is from RefSeq and is a predicted model, not a curated record.
CCAAAGUGAUUUGGCCAUUGGGGGAAUGAGUGGAUAGUAACAUAUGAACAUCAAUAUCAAUCUCAACCCAUAAGAUAUUCCUAUUUUUCUCCACACUCUAAUUCAAUCUCUACAUACUUUCUUGUGUUUCAACGAACAACAAUCAAAUUCAACCAAUUUCCCCACUUCUCAAAAUCAAAUUCAUCUCACAAAAAAAAAUGACAAUCCUAAACUAUGUGACAGUAUACUCAAGCGCAACACCAAUAUCACAAGACUCACCAACACCUUCACCACCUAACACAAUACCAUCAACUCCGCCGGCGCGGCCGCCUACCAAAAUCUUACUUCCGAACAAGAAGCCAGUUAAAUGGAGCACCGGCGUUGCGCCGGGUGAAUACGGUGGCCCACCCACCACCACCAAGCUCCGGAAGUAUUGGGGUGGAGAAAAGGAGGAUCCAAUUACAUCAUCUGACUUAAUUUGGAACAGAGAUUUUAUGCCUCAGAUGGAAAAGCUUGUUCAAGAUCAAUCUCUAGUUGAUGAUUCUUCUUUAUUUCCUUCUCCUCCUGUUGAGGAUUCCUCUGGAUUUCUAAGCCUGAAUAGAGUCAUGAGUCUUGACAGUUUAGAAGUUGAUCUAAGUGCUUCUCUUAAAGUAACUCCAAAACCAGCGGUAGAACAGCCAACUGCAACAGCCAAAAAUAUGCAAGUCCCUACUCAAAGAUGGAAACUGGCACCCACUAAGCGAGAGCAGGAGAAAUGGGAUAAAGCAACUAAGGCUGCAACUGGAGGCAGUGAUGUGAUGCUUCGUGAAAUAAGGCAGCCUCGGGGGGAUCCAGAAGUUCUAGCUGCCCAAUCAAGAGAGCAGUAUUAUAAGCUGAAGAACAAACUGCAACUGCUAACAGUGGGAAUCGGCGGUGUUGGAUUGGUUUCAUCUUAUGUUUCUUACACUCCAGAAAUCGCUAUAAGUUUUGGUGCUGGAUUUCUGGGUUCAUUGGCCUACAUACGGAUGCUUGGCAACAGUGUAGACUCUAUGGCCUCUUCAGGAUCUAGGAGAAUGAUCAAGGCAGCAGUUGGGCAGCCUAGGCUAUUGGUUCCAGUUGUGUUAGUCAUGAUCUAUAACCGUUGGAACGGGAUUGCGGUUCCUCAAUAUGGACUUAUGCACUUAGACUUGAUACCAAUGCUAGUAGGGUUCUUCACCUACAAAAUUGCUACUUUUGUACAAGCCAUUGAGGAAGCACUGACUAUUGUGGGGAAGAACUCAGAGUCAGACACUUGAGCUAUAUUCAGUACACUAGAUUUGCAAUACUAAUUUUUCAGAUUAAAAACAGCGGCUUGGAGGCAUUCUCCAUUAAUCAUGAAACAUCUGCAAGUAUGCAUCUACCGGCCUACAGCACAGAAAGUAUGAGAAAUCUAGUUAUUACAUUAAUAUUACAAUUAUAAUAUUAUAAUGUAAGGAUGUUUGAUGUAGUGCAGUAAACGUUGUGUGAAGAAUGAAUAGAUUGGUGACAAAAACCUACACUCAAAACAACUUCACACAUUCCAA